AAGGAACUCCCUUUCUGAUUUCCACAUCUAUUGUUUUUUCUUCUAUUUCGGACCAAUAUAAUCGUUCAUUUGUAUAGGAGGCGGGGCUUGCGGACCCUCCUGUCUCAUUUAUAGAGGAAAGGCGAUUGGAGCAGAGUGCUGCUGCUGCUGCUGUCUGACAUUGGAGAUCCGGCCAUGAAUUCGGCCGAACAGACGGUAACGUGGCUCAUCACGCUGGGGGUCCUGGAGUCCCCCAAGAAGAGCAUCUCUGACCCGGAGGCUUUCCUCCAGACGUCUCUGCAGGAUGGAGCGGUGCUCUGCAGGCUGCUGGAGCGACUGCGACCCGGGACCGUGGACAAAUUCUUCCAGGAGCCGAGGGGCGACAGCGAGUGUCAGCGCAACAUCUCCGAGUUUGUUAAAGGCUGCGGGGCUUUCGGCGUAGAGCCCUUCGAGGUUAAUGACCUCCUGCAGGGGCUCAACUUCUCCACGGUCCUAAACUCCUUGGUUUCGCUCAACAAAGCUACUGAAGAUUUAAGUGUUUCUGAAGACGGCGAGUGUGCGCCGCACUCCUCGCACUUGAGGAUCAAGUCCUUUGACUCUCUGAACUCUCACAGUCGCUCCUCCAAGGUGCUGCAGCCUCAGUACCGCAGCCUGGACAUGUCGGAGGGCGGCGGGUGCGGCCACGCGCUCUUCAAGGCGCGCUUCACUUUCCAGCAGACCAACGAGGACGAGCUCUCGUUCUCCAGGGGCGACAUCGUCAGUGUGAGCCGGCAGGAGGAGGGGGGCUGGUGGGAGGGCUCGGUCAACGGCAACUCGGGCUGGUUCCCCAGUAACUACGUCCGGGAGCUGAAAGGAAGCGAUAAGACGUUAGAAAAGCCGAAGUCUGGCACCCUGAAAAGCCCCCCCAAAGGUUUUGACACCACCCUCAUCAGUAAGACCUACUACAACGUGGUCCUGCAGAACAUCCUGGAAACAGAGAGUGAAUAUUCGAGGGAUCUCCAGAGUCUCCUCGGCUCCUACCUGCGUUCGCUUCAACCGACAGACAGACUCAGCAAUGUUGACAUCAGUCACAUUCAUGGGAAUCUGGAGGAGAUCUCCACCUUCCAGCAGAUGUUGGUUCAGUCCUUGGAGGAACACACAAAACUCCCAGAGAACCAACAGAGGAUCGGGGCCUUCUUCCUCAACCUGAUGCCCCAGAUAAAGCUCCUCUACGUGGCCUACUGCUCCAACCACCCGCUGGCUGUCAACGUACUCGUACAGCAUAGUGAGGAGCUGGGGCAGUACAUGGAGUCAAAGGGGUCGUCCACUCCUGGGAUCCUGACUCUGACCACGAGUCUGAGUAAACCCUUCACCCGACUGGAGAGGUACCCAACACUGCUGAAGGAACUGGACAGACACAUGGAGGACCAACACCCGGACAGAGCCGAGCUCAUUGCUGCCAUGAUGGACUUUAAAAACUUUGCAGUUCAGUGCCAGCAGGUGAGGAAGAAGAAGGACCUGGAGUUGCAGAUUCUAACGGAGCCGAUCCGAAACUGGGAGGGGGAUGACAUCCGAACCCUCGGCCCCGUUCUGCACAUGUCCCACUCCACAGUCCACACGCAGGACUGCCAGGAGUCAAACGAACGCUACCUCGUCCUCUUCCCUCACACGCUGCUCGUGCUCUCCGCCAGCUUGAGGAUGAGCGGCUUCAUCUACCAGGGACGGGUACCGCUCUCAGGGAUGCUCAUCUCCAGAAUAGAGGACGGAGAAAACCUGAAGAAUGCUUUUGAAAUUUCCGGUGGCCAGUGUGAUCGGAUGCAGGUGGCCUGUAGCACUCAGCACGAGCUACAGGAGUGGCUGGACCUUCUCACGAAACACACACACACUCCGGCCACGCCCACACACAGGCCUCAGUCCGUCUGCCACACAUUGCCCUCUCAGCCCGCCACUCCCUCCAGACACUCCGAGUCCCGCGGAGGGAGCGUUGGCCACGCCUACCACACCCUCCCCCGUCCCCCGUCAUUCGGGACGGGGCUCAAUAACAGCUCUAUGUGGGGGCCCCUGGAGCCGCCGAGUACCCCCAAACCCUGGAGCCUGAGCUGCCUUCGCCCCGCUCCUCCUCUCCGGCCCUCGGCCGCUCUCUGCUUGAAGGAGGAUGUGAGUAAGAGUCCGAAGAACAUGAAGAAACUUCUGCCAAAGAGGAAGCCAGACCGGAAACCUUCAGAGGAGGACUUCGCGGUCAGAAAAAGUACAGCAGCUCUAGAGGAGGACGCUCAGAUACUGAAGGUGAUUGAGGCGUACUGCACCAGCGCCAAGACACGGCAGACGCUCAACUCCACCUGGCAGGGGACCGACCUCAUGCACAACCAUGUGCUCGCUGACACCAGCAUCACCGUCGCUGGUUUCCCCGGCAACCUGCCGAGUUCUGACCAGUCAGAGGACUCUGAUUAUGAAAGUCUCUGGACCGCCCAUAGUUACAGGACGGCCUCAUUUUCUCGCUCCAGCAGGAAGGAUGUGCACAUGUUGUUCCCCGAGGAGGAGAAGAUCAUCGUGGAGGAGACCAGGAGCAACGGGCAAACUGUGGUGGAGGAGAGGAGUCUGGUGGACACCGUGUACAGCCUGAAGGAUGAAAUCCAGGGGCUCAAACAGGACAACAAGAGGAUGAAGAGGUCGCUGGAGGAGGAGCAGCGGGCGAGGAAGGAGCUGGAGAAGGUCGUCAGGAGAGUCCUGAAGAACAUGAACGACCCCACCUGGGAUGAGACCAACCUCUGAGACCGAUGUGGAUCCCAUCACCAAUUUCUGACUUGACAAUGACCAAAAAACGAGCCGUUUAGGACCCCCCCCCCCCCCCCCCCCACGUGGACCGAAGCUGCCAACGUCACCACCUUCACCUGCUUUGACCUUCGCGGUGACCUUUGUGAUGACCUGUGGACCAAGAGUAAAAAGCCUGCCAGCCGGCAGCGACGCCGUCCCGACCGACCGCAAAGCUGUGAAGCCAAAUUAGCUGGUAGGUGUGAUGACAUCACUUCCUGUGCGUUUCCACACAGCCUUGUUCGGAGCACCGACGACCUCUUUCUCUCGUCCACCUGUGAAUUCAGCUUUCAUUCCUUCGUGCGCUUAUUAUCGGCGAGUAUGAUUUUUUUACCUUUCCCACGACAGUGUUUUAUUGAUUGGCCUCGUGCAUGAAAUAUACAUUUCAAAGAGAUAUGAACUUGAAAUAGACACCCACACUCCCCAUUUCACCAGCAGCCAUUUUUAUUUGAUUGUACGAUAUAUUUUUCUGGAUUCUAAGAAAUUAUAACGUUGGUUUAUUUUGUAUAUUAAAUACAAAAGUGUAGUGCAGCACUCGGCCGCUUCAAUUUAAAGUAAACUUACGUUUACCAGCUCUUAAAAGUUCUCCGAUAGAUGUGAAGGAAGAUCACCAUAUUAUUGAAUGAAUCUUUAUGGGAUAUGCACGUUUCUGGAGUGAUUAUAAAAAAAUAUAUUUGGAGAGAGAUUUUCUCAGGAAUUAGUUUCAGCCUUCAGCUCCAGAUUAUACUUCUAUUUAAAGUGUCAUAUUCUUAAAGAUUAUCUCUACAUCUAUCAAAGAAACUUUUAAGAGUUUAGGAAACCCUGAUUUAGAAGACUGUUUGACGUGGAAAUAAUGCAGAUGACCUCAAAGCCAAUUAACAUGAAUGCAGGCUGCUGUAAACACGAUGUGAAGGCAGUACGUCACUUUACGAUCCAGCUAAAUGUACAUGUUCACCUGUAAGAGUCAUUUCAAGUUUUAUUUAUUACGUUUAACUUUUUUUCUAAACUACUGUCAGCUUUUUGUUGUUGUUGCUCCAGCUGUCAAUAUUACGAGGUCAGAAGGAUUCAGUUGAACCGUUCGCGCUCGCCAAAGUCCAAGCAAUACAACACUGGAACAUUUUUAAAACAUUUUUUUUACAGUGUCAAUAUGCAACUUACCGUGUAAUGCUUUCUGAUUUUUAUAUUUGUGAUUCGUGUUUUUACUUUUUGAUUUGUAACGCUGCUUAUUUUCUACCGUUUGACCACACUGGAGUUGAGGCGAGCCUCGGGGAGAACAAGCAUUCCUUUGCUGAAGUUAUUAUUGAAAUAAAUAAAAAAAACACACUAAUGCAAAAUAAAUCGUCAAAUAAUGACCGUAUGUAUUUAAAUGAAAGUGAUAAAUGUGUGUGUGUUCAAGUGUCAUGGCGUCAUCGCAGUAGUUACUAUGACGAGAAUCCUCCUCCCUCUAUUUAUUUCACCCGUUUGUCUGUGAAUAAAACGAUGAAUCAAA
This is a messenger RNA of Pseudoliparis swirei, 4237 nucleotides long. RefSeq names its product rho guanine nucleotide exchange factor 7-like. Gene Ontology annotation, molecular function: protein binding; guanyl-nucleotide exchange factor activity. The record is from RefSeq and is a predicted model, not a curated record. The transcript has 22 exons. The coding region runs from base 175 to 2730 and encodes 851 amino acids. Lineage: Eukaryota; Metazoa; Chordata; Actinopteri; Perciformes; Liparidae. Gene Ontology annotation, biological process: intracellular signal transduction.